CCCAGAAUGCCUAGUUUGUUGCUGGCUGAUCGAGGAGUGACUGAUUGGCUAGCUGGCUAGCUAGUACAUAUGCUCUACUUUUGGUACUAGCUAUGCAUUUUAAUGUAAUAACUAACGUUAGUGAAUAGCCGAGUGUAAAGAAUAAGAGAACUACAACACUGUGGUUGACAUAAUUGCGGCAAUGCCUCUCUUCACGUCCAAUCCAUUUGAGCAAGAUGUUGAGAAAGCCACCAGUGAGAUGAACACAGCGGAGGACUGGGGCCUCAUCCUGGACCUUUGUGAUAAGAUAGGACAGUCUCGCUCCGGGCCUAAAGAAUGUCUUCGGUCCAUUAUGAGACGAGUCAACCACAAGGAUCCACAUGUUGCCAUGCAGGCUCUGACGCUACUUGGUGCCUGUGUUUCAAACUGUGGGAAGAUAUUUCAUCUAGAAGUGUGCUCCAGAGAGUUUGCCAGUGAGGUCAGCAACGUUCUAAACAAGGGCCACCCUAAGGUAUGUGAGAAGCUGAAGGCACUGAUGGUAGAGUGGGCAGAGGACUUUAGGAAUGACCCUCAGCUCAGCCUGAUUUCAGCCAUGAUCAAGAACCUCAGGGAACAGGGGGUCACCUUCCCUGCUGUGGGCUCUCAGGCUGCAGAGAAAGCGAAAGCAAGUCCUGCUUUAGUGGCAAAGGAUCCAUCCACCUUAACCAACAAGAAGGAGGAGGAAGACCUGGCUAAAGCCAUAGAGUUAUCUCUAAAGGAGCAGCGUAGUCAGCCCGGGUCAGGGCUGUCUGGGUCUGGUUUGUACCCCAGCGCCUCUUUCCUCUCUUCCCAGAGGGCUGAGGGCAGGAAGGUCAGGGCCAUCUAUGACUUUGAGGCUGCAGAGGACAACGAGCUCACCUUCAAGUCUGGGGAGAUCAUCACUAUCCUGGACGACAGUGACCCCAACUGGUGGAAAGGAGAAACGUAUCAGGGAGUUGGACUAUUCCCCUCAAACUUUGUAACGGCUGAUCUGACUGCAGAGCCUGAGAUGAUGAAGACAGAAAAGAAGACAGUGCAGUUCAGUGAGGAGGUCCAGGUGGAGAGCAUAGAGCCUGAGCCUGAACCGGUCUACAUAGACGAGGAGAAAAUGGACCAGCUACUGCACAUGAUCCAGAGUGCAGAUCCAACAGACAACCAGUCUGAUGCCUGUGAGCUGCUGCAGCUAGAGGGUGCCUGCAACCAGAUGUGUCCCCUCAUUGAUCAGAAGCUUGAGAGCACUGACAGGAAGCAUUCAGAGCUGUCAGAGCUGAAUGUGAAGUUGAUGGAGGCCCUGUCUCUUUAUGCUAAGCUUAUGAAUGAGGACUAUGCCAUGUACACAAAGCUACAGACCCAGCAGUACUACAUGCAUCAAUCUGCCAACACAGCACAACAGGUGUACCCGGGUCAGUCUGCAGGGUCCUAUGGGAUGAGCGGUCCAGGAGGGGUACAGCAGGGAUACCAUGUUUCUCUGGAGCAGCUACAGACUGGCCAGCCAGCACCCAGAGCAGAACCAUGAAGCCCGUGUGGAGUGUCCAGCAUAUGAACAGACUGAGUGAUGUUCCACAUCAUGAAGAGAGAAGCAGCAACUUGUUUAACUUUUCUUUUUUAAAGGAAACUGAAAAUGUUAUGCUACUUCAUUCUUUCUUAUCGUUUUAGAAAUACUAAAGACUGAAGCCACUUUCAGGAUGAGAAAAUAGUGAAACAUGCAGACAUUGUAUAAAUGUACUGUACUGGUGAUAUAUACUCACCCACACUCUACUGGUGAUGUACUACAGUGCAUUCGGAAAGUAUUCAGACCCCUUGACAUUUUCCACAUUUUGUUACGUUACAGCCUCAUUCUAAAAUGGAUUAAAUUACUUUUUUUCCUCAUCAAUCUACACACAAUACCCCAUAAGGACGAAGCAA
This is a messenger RNA of Salmo salar (Atlantic salmon), 1902 nucleotides long. NCBI's taxonomy places the organism in Eukaryota, Metazoa, Chordata, Actinopteri, Salmoniformes, Salmonidae. The record is from RefSeq and is a predicted model, not a curated record.